Radiomyces spectabilis is the source of this 666-nucleotide messenger RNA. RefSeq lists its product as uncharacterized. Gene Ontology annotation, cellular component: nucleus; cytoplasm. Gene Ontology annotation, biological process: negative regulation of mitotic cell cycle; negative regulation of cell population proliferation. NCBI's taxonomy places the organism in Eukaryota, Fungi, Mucoromycota, Mucoromycetes, Mucorales, Radiomycetaceae. The transcript has 2 exons. The coding region runs from base 1 to 666 and encodes 221 amino acids. The record is from RefSeq and is a predicted model, not a curated record.
AUGCAUAUUGAAAUUGCACAAGCUGUUGACUUCUUUGGAAGAUUACUGAAUACAAAGAUAGACCAUGACGGUCUCUCCCGAUUUAAAGAAGAGCUGGCGAUUAUUCUGAAGCAACGAUUUGCAGAUCAUUGGGAUCCACAGCAACCUUUUCGAGGCAAUGGAUAUCGAGCCAUCAACAACUUCAAUGGGCUCCUUGAUCCCGUGCUUGGCAAAGCCGCCGAACAAGCCAAAGUGUCUGCAGCUUCCAUACAUACAAAUUUACCGCGCGAUUUUGUGUUAUGGAUCGAUCCUUUCUCGGUGUCUUACCGUGUAGGCGAUCACGGCAACAUCAUGACCCUGUUCGAGGACCGUUCCCGUGGAAGAAUUACGUUCAAGGUGGAUCCUUCAAUAACGAACCAUGGAACGCCCAGCGCCACGGGCAACGGAUCCGGGAAUGGAGCCAACGCUAAAGAGGCUAUGACCAACGGUAACAGUCCACUUUUAUCCUUCAUCCAGCCUCGUACUUCCACGCCGAUCCGUAUCUCUCCUCCAAGCAGUCCCGAAAUGAUGAAACUGAAAACGCAUCUUCAUCAAUCCUCUCCCCUAGCCAAACAAGUUCAGACCCAACAACCGGUGUCGGAAGAAAAUGAUGACGAUAAACAGCACAAACUUGUGAUGGCCAACUAA